UUUUUUUUGAUCAAUCCAAAAAACUGGGUCGAUAUUAAAAUGGGGGGAGGGGGGGUCCUAUGUCCGGGGGGACUGCUAAUCUUUUUUUUUCUUUUCCCCCCUCUUAUUGUUUCAAUCUUUCUCUCUCUUUUUAACCCAGCUUCCAAUGUCAACCAUGUCACCAUCACCGCCAGUAAAGGAUGCUCCUUUACAACCACCCACUACAGCCUUAAUGGCAGGAUCAGCAGGUGCAUUUGGAGCAGGUCUCUUGGGUGCUAUUUGGUAUACACAACGUAAACAAAAUAAACGCAUGGCAACUGAAAUUCUCGAAGGCACUGUCCCUACCAAUAAGUACACACCUCCCAAAUAUAUCCCUCCCGUCAUGACACCCGCCGAGAAAAUUAUUGCUAAAAAGGAAGCUUCCUUGUUUGCCUUCAAGACAUUGGGUUAUGGUACUCUAUUGGCUUGGGGUACAGCAGGUCUCUUAGCUGUCAGCGUUGGCUGGUAUUUAGAUGUGCGAAACGUAGUUUCAAGAGUUCUCGGAUAAACUCAAAGUGAUUGUACCUAAAAAGACAGCUAAUUUACGUAAAAUGCUCGGAGGCACCAAAUUGGAAAUGACAGAGGCAGAACAGCUUGAGAUUGAUACUAUUCAAUUGGAAGAUUAAGAAGCGAUUAGAAUUCACGACGUCAUUUUUUUUAUUUCUAAAAAAAAAAAAAAAAGCUUCUAAAAUAAAUAUAAAGGGGGGAUGUGCAUUAUUUUAUUUACCUUUUU
Messenger RNA from Mucor mucedo, 751 nucleotides. RefSeq lists its product as uncharacterized. NCBI's taxonomy places the organism in Eukaryota, Fungi, Mucoromycota, Mucoromycetes, Mucorales, Mucoraceae. The record is from RefSeq and is a predicted model, not a curated record. Bases 146 to 526 code for a protein of 126 amino acids. The transcript has 2 exons.